Mobula hypostoma (lesser devil ray) is the source of this 6345-nucleotide messenger RNA. It is a transcript of the gene f5, whose product is annotated as coagulation factor V. The transcript has 25 exons. Bases 454 to 6207 code for a protein of 1917 amino acids. Gene Ontology annotation, cellular component: plasma membrane. Gene Ontology annotation, molecular function: copper ion binding; signaling receptor activity. NCBI's taxonomy places the organism in Eukaryota, Metazoa, Chordata, Chondrichthyes, Myliobatiformes, Myliobatidae. The record is from RefSeq and is a predicted model, not a curated record.
AUGUCGAUGUCUUGUUUGAUCCUGUGAGCUUUCAUCUUCAUAUCCAUGGCAUUAUUCAGAGGAUUGGGCAUCUGAUCUCAGCGACAUGAGAGGCCUUUGUUGGGCCUCUACAAGGCGCACAUUGAGUUGCUUAUCUGCUUGUAGUUUUCUCCUGUGAGCUCAUUUGGCCGAUGUUGCAAUGAAGUUACGGGAGAAACGGAAUAUUAAGCCCCACAGAACAAAUCUGGUACAUGGGAAGCGUGCCUGUAUUUACCUAGAGGCAUGUGACUGUGUGUGUAUGUGUUGAUAAUCCACACGUUUUGUUAUUUUAUGUCCUCCUGCGGUGCAGAAGAGAUUUAGGGAUUGCGUGUAACGCACCACAGCGGCGAGCAAGGCGCGCGUCGGGCUUCAAAUAAAAACCGAGCCCGUUUGUGGACUUUCUGGACGGAAGUUUUCGGGGCACGAGUGAAGAUCAUGAAACGCUGCUCCUCGCUGUUGCUGCUGAUUUCAUGUGUAAUACACGGAGGCUUGGCAGCAGUGAGACUGUAUCAUGUAGCUGCUGUUGACAUUAAGUGGGUUUAUUCCAGAAAAGGAACAGAAAGCUCGUUAGCAGAAACAAAAUCGUUUCUGAAGGCCGUUUACAAGGAAUAUCAUGACUCUGACUUCACCCGAGAAAAGGUUGGCCCCGAGUGGAGAGGUCUACUGGGACCCACGUUACGUGCAGAGGUAGGCGAUGUUUUAAAAGUCCAUUUCAAGAAUAAGGCUUCUUGUCCUUUCAAUAUUCGCCCUCAAGGAAUCUCCAACGUAAAAUCCGCUGAUGAGUUCAUUCAUGGAAACAGAAUACUCUUUGAAAGUUAUGAAGAACGAAUUAUGCCACUCCAAGAGCAUACUUAUGAAUGGAAUAUCACAGAAGAAGUUGGGCCAACAUCGAGCGAUCCUCAGUGCCUAACCUAUACUUACUCUUCUGAUGUUAAUGCUGUAAAAGAUAAGCAUGCAGGAUUGAUUGGAGCCCUGCUCAUCUGUAGACCUGGUAGUUUAAAUGGUACUGGAUGGCAAAAUGAAUUUAAUGAAGAAUUUGUUUUAUUGUUCUCUGUUUUUGAUGAAAGUGAGAGUUUGUAUAAUGAGGAAAAUACUCCAAUCAAAAUGUAUUCUAUCAAUGGAUUUACUAAUGGCACUUUACCAGAACUUAGUGCCAAUAUUCAUGGAAGGAUUAGUUGGCAUCUGAUUGGCAUGAGCUAUGAUCCUGAAAUUUUCUCUGUACAUUUUAAUGGCCAAGUCCUCUUGCAAAAUAACCAUAAAGUUUCAUCCAUUAGCCUGACUUCAGGCUCUUCCAUCACUGCUGAGAUGUUUCCCACUAAAGCUGGAAAAUGGCUGUUUUCUUCUCAAGUACAGCACCAUCGCCGGGCUGAAUUAUAUGGAUAUCUCAACCUUAAAUAUGUCGACAUUAGUAAACCUUCCAACGUAUAUCACUCAAGGAGAUUAACAGGAAAAAUUCGCGAGUAUUUUAUUGCAGCAGAAGAAGUGAAUUGGAAUUAUGCCUCUGAUAUUCCGAAGUAUAUUGACAGUGAUUUCAAUUCUAAGUAUUUGGAACAAGCAGCAAACCGUAUUGGCAAAAUAUAUAAAAAGGCAAUAUAUGUAGAAUACACAGACAAAUCAUUCACUCAGCGUAAAAAAUCAGAAGAAGAUAAUGCUCCAUCUAUUCUACAAGAUGGAAUUGGAGUACCUAUUAUUAGAGGUGAAGUCAAAGACGUAAUUAAGGUUUAUUUUAAGAAUAAGGCCAGUCGACCUUACAGCAUCUAUCCUCAUGGCCUUACAAUUAGCAAAGAGAAUGAAGGGGUUAAAUACCCUGGGAAUUCCUCAGACUCCAAUAAGCAGGUUGAGCCUGGUCAAACCUUCGUUUACACCUGGGCCAUUUCUGAAGGAGAUGGGCCAACAUCUGUAGACGCCAGGUGUCUAACAAGAGUGUAUCACAGUGCUGUGGAUAUCACACGAGACAUUGCAUCAGGACUUUUUGGACCUCUUCUUAUCUGCAAGGGUCAAUCUUUGGAUGCCCGGAAUUUACAGAUAAGAGUAGAUGAGGAACAGCGUAUCAUAUUUGCAGCAUUUGAUGAGAACCAAAGCUGGUAUAUAGAUGAGAACAUUAACUUAUGUCUGGAUCCUUCCAGUGUUGACCGAAACGACCCUGAGUUUUAUGAAUCAAACAUCAUGUACACGAUAAAUGGCUUUGUGUAUGAAAGCAAAGAGGCUUUACCUUUCUGCAAAGGCGAUGUCAUAUAUUGGCAUGUUUUUAGCAUUGGUUCCCAAGACCGUAUUCUGUCAAUUAAUUUUCAUGGGCAUACCUUCAAGCACAGAAAUAUAAAUGAGGAUGUAAUACACCUCUUCCCUUUAUCUGGUGAAACUCUGACUAUGCAGAUGGACAAUUCUGGUGAGUGGCUUCUCAGACCUUUAAAUACGCAGCCUCGGACUUACGGUAUGAGGAUGAGAAUUAAAGUUUAUCAUUGUGAUGAUGAGGCAGUUGCAUACCCACUACAUAUUUAUAAGAUUGAAUAUGAAGGAGACAAAGUACUAGUGGAUGUAAGCGAAGAAAUGGGUGAUGAAGAAAUCGAUGACCAAACUCUUGAAAUUUUAAAAGAACUUGGAUUACGGUCAUUCAGAACACGACAGGAAAUGACAGAGGAAGAAGAUAUUCUGCAAUAUAUUGAGGAAGACUCUGCAAAACACGAUACAUUAAAUGUCAGUUCUGUGGAUUCAAAUGGAAAUCAGAGUAAAACAUCCAUCCCUGAGAAUAACCUGGUCAAUGUAUCAAAUCAAAGUAAAACCGAUGAUUUAGAUGAUUAUUUACAUGAAGCAGACAGAUUUGAGGAACUUGUAAAGUUAAAUGAAAUUUCAACAGAAGAAACACUCAAUGAAAUGGCACAAGUAACUGCAACAUCAAUAUCCGAUUCUUAUCCACUGAACUUCACAUUGGCAAGUACUCACUUAAGUCAUAAUAUGCAAGGUAUAGGCAAAGAAGGUACACGCUUGGGGAUUUUUGCCAAAGACUACAAUGCAAGGAAUGACAGUAGUGUGUUAGAAGAUGUUGCACUAAGGAUAGAUGCCAAUCAUGCCAUUUUCCCAAUUAACAUGAACAAAACGGAUAUUCCAGUUAAUCUCAUGGUGAAGAGCAAGAGGGAUUUAGCAGAUACUUCUGUAUUAACAUUAAAACAAAGUAAUAUUUUUCAAAGAACUUCAGACAGCGCAAGUUAUGUCAAUAUUACCAAUGGCAAAGGAGAAAAAGAGUAUGUUUUAGUCACAGAUGAAAGUAGCUCAGAGGUAAAUAAUAAAGGUGAAGAUUUUAUCAAACAAGGCAAUGAAGAAUCGGAAGGAAUACAUGCUGACAGAGAUACAGGUGGAAAACAGGAAACAGAAAUAGAGAAAGGGUAUGCAGUCAAAAUCCAUGAAGAUUUAGUGCUAGGGUUGAUUAAUGAAUCAUUGUCAGUUGGAAAUAAUCAGGCAAUUGAGCCUGAACACAGCCCUGACUUCAUCCAACAUUUUGAAAAUAAAACUAUUAUAUUAAACGGCAGUACAAUUGAAGCUACAACUAAUAGUGAAGAGGAAGAGAAUAAUUUGUCCAGUAAGGCUCCAGAAUAUUUCACAAGUGCCAUGAAAGAAUCAAGUAUGGAGAGUAGUGAAGAUCCUGAAAAAGUAUUUAUUUUCCUAAAGAAGCAUUUAAAAAGUGAGCACAAAGUUCGAUUUAAGGGAGUACCCUUAAAACCCAAAGGACAUCAUUUGACCUACCAAGUGGAAGAUAAAGGUGUUAGUGUGUCAAGGGUAAAAAGUUUGAGAAAGUACAUAAAGCACACAAAAAAGAAUAGCUCUAAAAAACAGCUCAAAAAUACAGAAACUGCAAGACAGCAAGUUGUAGCUAAAAUGCUGAAACAAAGAAGAGACUUGAAACAGAUCUCACCAAGAGGGAUUAAGCCUGGUAUUAAACAAAGAACAAAUUUAUUAGGAGAAAAACAUCCAUCAUCAAGUAAGCUUAAUUCUAAAUUUAAAGACACUCUAAUUUAUCAAGAUGACACGUCACAUAGUAUCAUAGUUGGAAUUCCCAAGCGUAACAAUGGCGUGAGUUUUGAUUAUGAUGAAUAUAUUGGAAAUGCAGAGGUAAGGACUGGUAGAGCUGCAUUAGAAAAGGAUGAAGAGGAAACAGAAUUAGAUGCUGUAAACCCUUAUACCCAAGAUAGUCGAACUCAUUCAGAUAUGUCCCGGGAUCCAGAAAUGAUUAUCGCGCAGUAUUUACGCAGCAACAGUGGGAAUGUGAGGCGGUAUUUUAUUGCUGCAGAAGAAGUUUAUUGGGAUUAUUCCACAAAUGUAAUCAGAAAUUUUGGAAGAUCAAUAAAGCAAAGGAAUACUCGGUACAAAAAGGUCAUUUUUCGGAGAUAUACAGAUGCAUUUUUUAAGAAGCGCUAUGAUCAUGGAGAACGGGAUGACCACUUGGGAAUACUUGGACCUAUCAUCAGAGCAGAAGUUAAUGAUGUCAUCAAGGUUAUGUUCAAAAAUCUUGCUUCUAGACCAUACUCCAUUCAUGCACAUGGAGUAAUAUAUGACAAAUCAUCCGAAGGAAUGAGCUAUGAAGACUUCUCUACUGAUUGGUAUAAAUCGGAUGAUGUUGUUCUGCCAAACACCACGUAUACUUAUGUAUGGAAUGUGCCACCUCAAUCUGGGCCAACAGCCACUGGAUCAGUUUGCAAGCCCUGGGUCUAUUAUUCUGGUGUGGACUACGAGAAGGACAUUAACUCAGGUUUGAUUGGGCCUCUUCUGAUCUGUCAAAAUGGAACAUUGACGUCAAUUAAUGAAAGCCCUAAAGAUGCUCGUGAAUUCAUUUUGUUGUUUAACACUUUUGAUGAAACUAGAAGUUGGUACUUCAAUGAUGACAAAGCACGGAGUUCUGAUGCGGACUUUGAAAUGAGUGAUAAUUCGGACUUGAUACAACAGAAUAAAUUUCAUGCCAUAAAUGGACUUCUUGAUGAUUCUUUAAGCAGUCUGGUGAUGUUUGAGAAAGAACUGGUUCGUUUUCAUCUGAUUAACAUUGGGACCUCAGAAGAUGCACAUUCUAUACAGUUAGAUGGUCAUACAUUCAUUGAAAGAAGGGAGGAGGCACAUCGUCUGGGAACUUGCAGCUUGUACCCAGGUGCCUUUAAAGUAGUGGAGCUGUAUUCAUCAAAACCUGGCUUAUGGUUGUUAAGCAGUGAAAAUGGAGAACAUUAUAAAGGAGGCAUGCAUGCACCUGUGCUUGUUCUAUCAGAAGGCUGUGAUGCCCCACUGGGUAUGGCAACUGGAAGUAUAACUGAUGCACAGAUCACUGCAUCAGAAUAUGAAGAUGACUGGGAGCCAAAGCUGGCGAGAUUGCACAACCAAAACAGAAUCAAUGCCUGGAGUGUUGAAAUGCACGGUUCGGCUUGGAUCCAAGUUGACCUAGAAAGGCCAAUGGUGCUUACUGAGAUUGCCACUCAAGGAGCGAGAAUAUUUUUUACGGCUUAUUUUAUUACAGCCUUUUACAUUGAAUACAGUGUGGAUGGAAUCAAUUGGAAGUAUUACAAUGGAAACAGCAGGAGCAACAAACAAAUAUUUAGUGGAAAUUCUGACAAUUCAGAAAUAAAGUUUAACAAGUUUGACCCACCUAUCAUUGCAAGAUACAUAAAAUUGUAUCCAACAUCCUUCAAAAGAAGACCAACUCUCCGCAUGGAAUUGUAUGGCUGUGAAAUAGACUAUUGCUCACAACCAUUGGGAAUGAAGAAGGAGAUUAUUUCAGAUGAUCAGAUAACUGCUUCAUCUUUCCAGUCUUCAUGGUGGGGUUCUUGGCCACCACAACUGGCACGUCUGGACCUAAGUGGCAGAAUUAACGCAUGGAAAUCUGAUGAACUGAAUGAAAAUCAAUGGCUUCAGGUUAACCUUAGAAAGAAAAUGAAGAUAACUGGUAUUAUUACACAAGGGGCAAAGUCUUUCACCACCACGAUGUUUGUACAAAGUUAUGCAGUCCAUUUCAGCUUUGAUGGAAAAAUAUGGAUACCAUAUACAGAUCAGUCAAGUAGAAAUGAAAAAAUAUUUGUUGGAAAUACUGAUGGUUAUGGACACAGGAAAAACUACAUUAGUCCUCCCAUUUUGGCCACAUAUAUACGUAUAAUUCCAAAAAGUUGGUACAACAGCAUCGCACUUCGGGUAGAGUUCAUCGGAUGUGCCAUUAAAUGAAUAUUGUUGCAAGAGUAUUCGUGGAAGAACUAUUUGUACAAAAAGAUUUUUCUAAUUGAAACCAGCAGUACAUUUUUGGGGAAUUCAACAUUCACUGUGGAUAAAUAAAUUUUGAUGUGAAAAAUUCGAGUAAAUUUU